Messenger RNA from Prosopis cineraria, 2436 nucleotides. RefSeq names its product subtilisin-like protease SBT2.4. The transcript is spliced from 9 exons. Gene Ontology annotation, biological process: proteolysis. The record is from RefSeq and is a predicted model, not a curated record. Lineage: Eukaryota; Viridiplantae; Streptophyta; Magnoliopsida; Fabales; Fabaceae. Gene Ontology annotation, molecular function: serine-type endopeptidase activity. The coding region runs from base 1 to 2436 and encodes 811 amino acids.
AUGGCUGGAAAAAAGAAAGCUUUUCAGGUAAUAUUGGCGACCUUCUUGGUGUUCCUGUUCUUCAGAGCUUGUUUUGCAGAAGAACGAUCCAUAUACUUGGUCUUAUUGGAAGGAGACGCUGUCGCUUUCUCUCGAGUUUCGUCGCACCCCAAAAGCGAAAGUGGGAUGGUACAUGCAAACAAGUUGGUGGAAUCUCAUGAAAUGCUUCUGCAAACAACCUUAGAGAAGGGAAGCUACACUAAGCUUCACAGCUUCAAGCACAUCCUCAAUGGCUUCUCCGUUCACACCACACCAUCCCAGGCUGGGAGACUGAGAGGCAUAGAAGGAGUGAGAGUGGUGGAGAGAGACGGAGGAGCGAAGAUGAAAACGACAUACACGCCUGCGUUUGUGGGGGUAGAGGGAAUGAGAGUGUGGGAGGACGGAGAAGGAGGAGAAGGAGUGGUGAUAGGUUUUGUGGACAGUGGGAUAAACCCUAGCCAUGGAAGCUUCGCUUACGAUGCUUCACGGCCUUUCCAAUCAAACAUAUCUAAGUUCUCAGGAGGAUGCGAGACCGGUCCAAGAUUCUCUGAGAGUGAUUGUAACGGGAAGAUAGUUGGCGCCAGGUUCUUCUCUAAGGGAGCUCAAGCCAUCGCUCCUCUCAAUCCUUCUCUUGAUUUUCUCUCACCUUUUGAUGCUGAUGGCCAUGGCAGUCAUGUGGCGUCGACCGCUGCCGGGAAUUGUGGGGUUGAUGUGGUGGUCAAUGGGUUUUGCUAUGGCCGUGCUUGCGGAAUGGCACCACGAGCCAGAAUUGCAGUGUACAAGGCUAUUUAUCCAACCGUGGGAACUAUUGCAGACGUUGUUGCAGCAAUCGAUCAAGCUGUGGCUGAUGGGGUGGACAUGAUAAGCCUAUCAGUAGGACCAGAGGAAGCACCUCAAGACACAGUGACGAUGCUGAGCGUGUUGGAGAUCAGUCUGCUGUUUGCAAGAAAAGCAGGAGUGCUUGUGGUUCAAGCCUCUGGCAACAACGGACCUGCUCCUUCCUCUGUCCUCUCCUUCAGCCCUUGGACUCUCUCUGUUGCUUCUUCCUCCACUGAUCGCUUCUAUUCUGCUUCUCUCCUUCUUGCAGAUGGCCAAUCAUUCGGUGGCGUUGGCCUCUCAGGACCAGGCUUUAGAAACGGGUCAGUGCUGCGUAAGUUAGUGUUAGCGAAGGACGCAUUGAAAGUGAAUGGAACAUUUCCAAGGACUCCUGAAUACACAGAAGAGUGUCAACACCCUGAGGCUUUGGACGCUGAGACAUUGCGAGGCAGUGUCAUAAUCUGCUCCUUCUCGUCUGGCUUCUACAAUGGAACCUCUACUCUCACUGCCAUUGUUGACACAGCAAAAGCCCUAAGCCUUCAGGGUUUUGUUCUUGCUGCAAACCCUAGCUUUGGUGAUUAUAUUGCAGAGCCUGUUCCUUUUGCUGUUCCUGGCAUCAUGAUCCCUUCUGUUGCUGAUUCCCAGGCUAUAUUACAAUAUUACGAAAACCAAACGAGAAGGUGUGACAACGGAAGUGACACAUUAUAUGGUGGCAGAGCCGCCAUUGGAGAAGGAAGAGUUGCUUCAUUCAAAGGGAGAGCACCCGUAGUGAGCAGAUUCUCAUCAAGAGGACCAGACAUCCUCGACGCUAACACCAAACAUGUUGCAGAUGUUCUGAAACCAGACAUCCUUGCUCCUGGCCACCAAAUCUGGGCUGCUUGGAGCCCUAUCAGUGCCCUACAACCUCUGCUCGCAGGUCAGAACUUCGGGUUGGUGUCUGGAACAAGCAUGGCCACGCCUCAUGUUGCAGGCAUUGCUGCUCUUGUGAAGCAGCAUAAUCCUUCUUGGACUCCUUCCAUGAUAGCUUCUGCAAUAUGCACAACGGCCACUAGGUAUGAUAACUUUGGAGAGAUGAUCAUGGCUCAAGGAAAUGAUAUCAAUAGCUUGUACCCUUCCACUCCUUUUGAUCAUGGAGCUGGCAUGAUCAACCCCAACUCUGCUAUUGAUCCUGGAUUGGUCUUCCCAGUAGGACAUGAAGACUACAUCAGUUUCCUGUGUUCUUUGCCAAACAUUGAUCCUGCAAAUAUAACAGCAGCCACAGGGGAAUCUUGCAAUUUCUCACUUGACUAUCCGUACAAUCUGAACCUUCCUUCAGUGACAAUAUCAUCAAUGACUGGCUCAGUUUCUGUGCGAAGAACUGUCAUGAAUGUGGCCAACAAGACAGAAACAUACUUGGGAUCGGUGUUACCACCUAAUGGAACUACAGUAAAGUUGAAUCCAUCUUGGUUUACCAUAAGUCCACAGCAAACACAAGAUCUGGAAAUACAAUUCUGUGUGACUCAACCAAUGGGUGCUUUCAGCUUCGGUGAAGUUGUUUUGACAGGAAGUCUGAAUCACAUUGUGAGAAUGACCUUGUCUGUGUUUCCAGUUUCAGUAUUAUGA